GGUGCCGUCAUUCCUGACGCAGCGCAGAGACAGAGCAGCGACUCACUUACUUUCUCUCAGAUCCGCCGGACGAUGCAGCGCAUAUGUGUGGGGAUCAUCACAGCCCUACAGGUCUACUGGAUACUAUGGCUGUGUGCGUUCCUGUACCUGAUCAUCAGAGUGCGCGUCUUCCAGGAGAAUGAUGCUCACACAGAAGUGGACUGGCCCCCAGUGAAAGAUGAGUCACAGGACUAUGACCUUAUCAAGUUAAGUCGCAAUGAUACUCACAGCAUUCUGAGGGUUUGGCGUCAAUGGUUCACAUGUGACCCGUAUGAUCUGGAGAUUCAGAAUGACACGGUGAGGGUGAUUGUCAUUUAUGGGGAAGACAAUGGGUUCCUGUUAUCUGAGGACCAUAUAUUCAAGAAAUCCAUCUAUUUCAUGGAAAUCCUGCAAGAAAUUAUAUAUCCUGAUAUAAUGAUCCCGUACGACUUCAAACUGAAUGAUUUUCUUAUUCCAGAGCAAGAUACGACCUAUGCGUGUACAUUCCUUCCCAUGCCCAAGUUAUCUAGCAAACAUCAUAUUAUACGGUACGAGCCCAUUAUCGAUCCGGAUGCUGCCAACAUAGUACAUCACAUCCUAGUAUAUGGUUGUGACAACUCCUUAAACUUUCCAUCUGAGACUGGAGAUUGCUUCGGAGGUGACCCCAGAUACCUAAAGUGUAUGACUUCCAUGUUUGGUUCGCCAAGAGGUGGAGAGCCAUUCGACUUUCCGGCACAAGUGGGUAUUUCUAUUGGUACUGAGAAGGAUGUUAAAUACAUCAGACUUGAAAUUCAUUACAGCAACUUUGAAAAUAAGAAAGGUCUCCAGGAACCCCCCAGCACUCCCGCUACUACCACCACCCACCCACCCACUUCAUGAUGCCAGCACAUCUGUACCAUCAAUAAUCCCACCACAGCCAGAAUCCGGCAAUCCACCUCCUCCCGAACUCUGAAGACUAAUGUCAUUGGCAAAUACCCUGUUUGACUACAUUUUUCGCCAUUUGUAAAUAAUAUUUAUUACAGUACUGUAUGUUGUUCAUUUACAGUAGGGUAUUACAGUACAUCUUUA
Molecule: messenger RNA, 1086 nt
Organism: Pseudophryne corroboree (corroboree frog)
Lineage: Eukaryota; Metazoa; Chordata; Amphibia; Anura; Myobatrachidae
Product: DBH-like monooxygenase protein 2
Exons: 9
Coding region: 73-897 (274 amino acids)
Biological process (GO): dopamine catabolic process; octopamine biosynthetic process; norepinephrine biosynthetic process
Cellular component (GO): secretory granule membrane
Molecular function (GO): copper ion binding; dopamine beta-monooxygenase activity
Source: RefSeq, a predicted model, not a curated record